Molecule: messenger RNA, 1915 nt
Organism: Telopea speciosissima
Lineage: Eukaryota; Viridiplantae; Streptophyta; Magnoliopsida; Proteales; Proteaceae
Product: protein EDS1B-like
Exons: 3
Coding region: 33-1889 (618 amino acids)
Biological process (GO): lipid metabolic process; defense response
Source: RefSeq, a predicted model, not a curated record
UGGAGAAGAGAAACGUUGGUGUUAGUAUAGGAAUGGAGGCUGAUCUGGUAAAGAGAGCAAGCUCGCUAGCCAUAGAAGCUAACUCUACAACUAAUCGAUCUUUUUACCUCUUCAAUAAUCCUUCGCGUUAUGCUAUCUUCGCCUUCCGUGGUUCUGGAACCCUCGAUGACUGGUAUUCCGGCACCGGAAAAUCUUUCGGAAAUACACCCGUUGACUUGAAAGUCUUCACUUCACUCAGAAGUAUCGGCAACGAUGAAGUUGCAGAGGUUAAUGCCAAAUUCUUUCAGCAAUUCCGAGAUCUUUUGAAGGAAGAUUUGCGGCUUAGCGACGAAGUUCGCCGUUUCGACGAUCUACUGAAAGAUUCUCGGCUCAGCAGCGAGGUGCGUCGAGCUGUGAAUGAAAAAAGGACAGUAGUAUUUACAGGAUACUCAUCUGGAGGUCCGAUCGCCAUAUUAGCUACAAUAUUGUUUCUGCAACAAAAUCGUAUUCCUGCUUGGUGUGUAACGUUUGGGUCUCCCCUUGUUGGCAACCAAAUCUUUGGCCAUGCCCUACGGCGAGAAAACUGGGCACAGUACUUUGUACAUUUCGUCAUGAGAUACGAUAUUAUCCCUCGGGUCUUACUGUCUCCUCUCUCAUCCAUCAAAGGAAAAUUGCAGACCCUUCUCCCUUGCUUCAACUCAACCCAGCUGGAAUCAAUCGCUAGAUCUCAGGAAGCAUCGUCGUCCUUCUAUGAUAUAGUGAGAAAUGCUUCGUCCCUUGCCAGCCACACCGCUUGCACAUUCAUGGGGUGUACCAAUUCGUUGUUGCUAACAGUUACUAGCUUCAUCGAGCUUACUCCUUACAGGCCUUUCGGAACCUAUGUUUUCUGCACAGGGAAGGGAAGAAUGUCCACCGUCAAGAAUCCAGAUGCCAUUCUCCAAUUGUUGUUUUAUAGUCUUCAAUUGGAAAAUCCAGAAGCACUCACGGAAGUUGCUUGUAGAAGUUUCAAGGACCAUCUGCAAUACGGGAACGAAAUCUCAGCCAAUUUGGGGAAGGAAGAUGUGGUUGAUCUAGAGCAUCUUCUACUGCAACUUCCUCUAUCUUCAUCAGGUGCUGGUAGUAAUGAGAUGGGAUCAAUCGAAACGUUUAUCAAGGAGCUCGGACUGAGCACAAGAGCCAUGUUGUGCCUCACUGCAGCUAGAGAGUCAGAGAAGCAGAAACAGAGAAACCAAGAUAGGAUCGAUAACAACCGGGACAAGAUCAGAGAAGGGCUGAAGAAACUUCAAGAAUACAAAGCCAGAGGUGAGAUGCGCGAGGUGGGUUACUACGAUGCCUUCAAGCAGCAAAUGGAAGCAGAGGAUUUCCAGGCCAAUGUGACAAGACUAGAGCUUGCAGGGAUUUGGGAUGAGAUCAUCGAAAUGCUGAAAAGGUAUGAAUUGCCUGAUAGUUUUGAGGGGAGGAAGGAAUGGAUAGAGUUGGGGACCAAGUUCCGGCGCCUUAUGGAGCCUCUGGACAUCGCUAACUACUAUCGACAUUCUAAAGAUGAAGAUACUGGACCUUACAUGCAACCAAAAGAAGUCAGACAACCAAGGCCAAAGCGUUAUCGAUACACACAGAGAUGGUUAGAGUAUGCUGAAAGUAAGCCUGUGGGUCACUUCUCAGAAUCUUGUUUCUGGGCUGAAGUGGAAAACCUUCGUAUUCAUACAGACGAUCAGAGAGACAGAGUGCCGAUGCUGGACAAAAAUGUAUCACGAUGGGUUCAAGCUGGGCUGCUAGGAAGGGAUGUGUUCUUCGAGAAGACCACUUUUGUCAAGUGGUGGGAGAACCUUCCUUCUUAUCUUUGCAAUGGGACUAGAAUUGCUGCACUAGUGCAAGGGGAGGGAAGGCAACUUGCCUUUUAUGCAGAUUAGAUUCACAGAGAGCUAUAAACUAAUUU